GAGAAAAGAAAUCAAUGAAUUUUCCCAUUCACUUGUGAAAUUGUGUAGAGCUUAAACAACAUCCAGCAUCAGCAGUUGUAUUAUUUAGCGAACUAAAAAAGGUGGUAGAAAUGCAGCAUAAUCAAAAGUCAAUUACUAGACACAUUGAAGACAAUAGUUAUUGAUGGCAUUGCACUAAAAACGCGUUCUACUGGGCAAAUAGCAAACAAAAAGAACAAAUAAAAACACAAAUCGAUAAAUCUGUGUGUCUGUGUGUGUGUUCGUGUGAGGAGGCUGUCAACACAAUCAGGAAAUUCUUUUACAUUGAGAAGAAGAAGAAGCAGAAGUCGUCAUGUCUUAUCGCUUGAAGGCCACCAAAUGUCCAACGGACGAACUUUCGCUUACGAAUCGUGCAAUUGUUAAUGUUGGCGAUUUUCCCGACGAUGUCAAGUAUGCAGAUAUUUCGCCUGCACCGGGACAACACUUUAUCUUUGCGCUAGAGAAGACCGUCGAGGUGCCCAGCGGCUAUGUGGGCUUCUCCUUGGUGCAGCGCAAAUGGGCGAUGCUCUCAAUCAAUCAGGAGCUGGAGGUGCGACCCUAUCGCUUUGAUGCCAACUCCGAUGUCAUAACAUCUGUCUCCUUCGAGACGGACUUUUUGCAAAAGAAGACCGUCUCCCAGGAGCCCUACGAUUCGGAUCAGAUGGCCAAGGAGUUCAUUAUGCAAUUCGCUGGCAUGGCACUGACCGUUGGCCAAUCGCUCGUCUUCAACUUCAAGGACAAGAAGCUGCUAGGUCUGGCUGUCAAGUCGCUGGAAGCCAUCGAUCCCAAGAGCCUUGGCGAGGGCAAAGAACCCGCCAUGCGCAAUGUGCGCUUCGGUCGCAUCCUUGGCAACACGGUGGUGCAAUUCGAGAAGGCCGAGAACAGUUCGCUGAAUCUGCAGGGCAAAUCGAAGGGCAAGGUGGUGCGUCAGUCCAUCAUCAAUCCCGACUGGGACUUUGGCAAGAUGGGCAUCGGUGGCCUGGACAAUGAGUUCAAUGCCAUCUUCCGUCGGGCGUUCGCCUCGCGCGUCUUUCCACCCGAGCUGGUUGAGCAGCUGGGCUGCAAGCAUGUGAAGGGCAUCCUGCUCUAUGGACCUCCCGGUACCGGUAAAACUCUGAUGGCCCGACAGAUUGGCACCAUGUUGAAUGCCCGCGAACCGAAGAUCGUGAAUGGUCCGCAGAUUCUCGACAAAUAUGUGGGUGAAUCCGAGGCGAAUGUGCGACGUCUGUUCGCCGAGGCCGAAGAGGAAGAGAAGCGUCUUGGACCGAAUAGUGGAUUGCAUAUCAUAAUCUUUGAUGAGAUCGAUGCCAUUUGCAAGCAGCGUGGCUCUGUGGCGGGCAACAGCGGUGUCCACGAUACCGUGGUGAAUCAGUUGCUAACCAAAAUCGAUGGCGUGGAUCAGUUGAACAACAUUCUGGUGAUUGGCAUGACCAAUCGACGCGACAUGAUCGAUGAGGCGCUGUUGCGUCCCGGACGUCUUGAGGUCCAAAUGGAAAUCAGUUUGCCGAAUGAGGCGGGUCGCGUUCAGAUCCUGAAUAUACACACCAAACGUAUGCGGGAUUUCAAUAAGAUCAACGACGAUGUGGACAACAAAGAGAUUGCGUCGCUCACCAAGAAUUUCAGCGGUGCUGAGCUCGAGGGUUUGGUCCGUGCCGCCCAAUCGAGUGCCAUGAAUCGUUUGAUCAAGGCCGAUGCCAAGGUCACCGUGGAUCCCGAGGCCAUGGAGAAAUUGAAAGUGAAUCGCGAUGAUUUCCUCCAUUCGCUGGAGAACGACAUUAAGCCAGCGUUCGGCACCGCCCAGGAGAUACUCGACAAUAUGUUGGCGCGCAGCGUCAUCAACUGGGGUCAACCGGUUAGCAAUCUCCUCGAGGAUGGCAUGCUCUAUGUGCAACAGGCCAAGGCCGCCGAAUCAAGUGGUUUGGUCUCCGUUCUCAUUGCCGGUGCACCGAAUUCGGGCAAAACAGCAUUGGCCGCCAAGCUGGCCAAAAUGUCCGACUUCCCAUUCGUCAAGGUAUGUUCGCCCGAAGACAUGGUCGGUUAUACCGAGUCCGCCAAGUGUUUGCACAUUCGCAAGAUCUUCGAUGAUGCGUAUCGCAGUACGCUCAGUUGCAUUGUCGUCGACAAUGUGGAACGUCUGCUCGACUAUGGUCCGAUUGGUCCACGCUACUCCAAUUUGACGCUGCAGGCGUUGUUGGUGCUGCUGAAGAAGCAACCGCCCAAGGGACGCAAGUUGCUCAUACUUUGCACCUCAAGCAGACGUGAGGUGCUGGAGGAAAUGGAGAUGCUAACGGCAUUCACCUCGGUGCUGCAUGUGCCGAACCUUUCCAGUCCGGAGCAUGUGCUCGCCGUACUCGAGCAGUCGGACAUCUUUAGCAAGGGUGAAAUCCAAGCCAUUGGCAAGAAGAUGGCAGGCAAGCGCGUUUUCAUUGGCAUCAAGAAACUGUUGGGGCUGAUCGAUAUGGCACGACAGACGGAACCAUCGCAGCGCGCCAUCAAAUUUCUGUCCAAAAUGGAGGAGGAGGGCGGACUGGAUAUGGUGGCACGCUAGAAUAAGAAGCAGAGGCAGAGUGUAUUCCAUAUAUUCCGUAAAUAGAGCAAAAUUGUAUUGCGAUCUCAAUUAUUAGCGACUAAGUGAACAAAACCCGAAUAUGAGCAAUGUUUAACUCGUAUAUAUCGAUAUAUACAUAUAUACAUAUAUAUAUAUAUUCCGGUUUAUCAAUCGUAUCAAAUAAUCCGCAUAAAAAACGACUAUAGAAAUGCGCCUACUGCUUGUGCAUCAUCAUCAACUCAAUUCCGUUUAGUUUAGCUACCGUGUUCCAUUCCAAUAUGUUCCUAACCUCACAAACACCCAAUAAGAAAUGAACAAAUUUGCGAUCUGAUCUCUGAAUGAAAUGAAAUCGACAGAAAUGUGAGACCUUGUGACCUGAUUUGGCAUUGCGGCUGGUGGUAUAAAUAAAUAAAAGAAAUAUAUUAACAUACAUAUAAUAUAUGUAUUCUGCAGGUCGUGAUUCUCGCUGCUUGAGAGAAACACUGGCCUGAUUAGUACAAAACACAAAAAAAGGAUAUUAAUUGAUAAAUAACUCGUACAUGCAAUCGAUAAUGUUAACAAACAAACAAACAAACACACCACAAAAUACACCUAUAAAUAAUUAUGCAUUUUGAAGAAGCUGCAUUCGAUUUGUUGUUGUUUAGCGCGUACGUCUUGUUUUCAAUAUCUUUUUGUCGUGUCUUGUUAAUAAUACUCUACUACUACUAAAUUUAAAAUCAAUUUCUUUCUUGUUAAUCUUAAGAUUUUUUCCUCAGAAUAGAACACCAACAAUUUUAGGAGACGUUAAUCGAUGAUAUCAAAGAAAAA
Messenger RNA from Drosophila sulfurigaster albostrigata, 3373 nucleotides. Its product is annotated as vesicle-fusing ATPase 1. Gene Ontology annotation, biological process: SNARE complex disassembly; intra-Golgi vesicle-mediated transport; Golgi to plasma membrane protein transport. Lineage: Eukaryota; Metazoa; Arthropoda; Insecta; Diptera; Drosophilidae. Gene Ontology annotation, cellular component: Golgi stack. The record is from RefSeq and is a predicted model, not a curated record. Bases 332 to 2566 code for a protein of 744 amino acids. The transcript has 6 exons. Gene Ontology annotation, molecular function: ATP binding; ATP hydrolysis activity.